Molecule: messenger RNA, 627 nt
Organism: Neomonachus schauinslandi (Hawaiian monk seal)
Lineage: Eukaryota; Metazoa; Chordata; Mammalia; Carnivora; Phocidae
Gene: TTC32
Product: tetratricopeptide repeat domain 32
Exons: 3
Coding region: 134-580 (148 amino acids)
Molecular function (GO): protein binding
Source: RefSeq, a predicted model, not a curated record
UCCCCUUUUGCUAAGCGCCCAGGUUUUGCGGUCAAAUUAAAUUCCGGGAGUGCGGAAGUGGCUCUGUGGCGCCGCCUCUAAACGCCCAGAAGUCAACCCCCUUUCUACACGGAACGCUAGGCCUCUGACCGCCAUGGAUGGGCAGCAAGGGCAACAAAGCCACGCAACGUUCUCGCUCGCCCAAGCUCACUUCAAGAAGGGCGAAUACGCGGAAGCCGAAGCCCUGUACUCCGCUUACAUUCGCCAGUGCGCCUGUGCAGGCUCCGUGGGAGCGGCGCCCGGGAGCAAAUACAGCCCUGAGGAUUUGGCUACUGCAUAUAACAACCGGGGGCAAAUCAAGUACUGCAGGGUUGAUUUUUAUGAAGCCCUGGAUGACUACACAGCUGCCACACAAGUCCGACCCACUUUUGAAGUUCCCUAUUACAACAGAGGGUUGAUACUGUAUAGGCUGGGAUACUUUGAUGAUGCUUUGGAAGAUUUCAAGAAGGUAUUAGACUUAAAUCCUGGAUUUCAAGAUGCUACUUUGAGCUUAAAACAGACUAUUCUAGACAAAGAAGAAAAACAAAGAAGAAAUUAUUGAAAAAAAAUUAUUGCAAGUUUUAACCUAAUUAAAAUAUUGACUCAUAA